Molecule: messenger RNA, 2449 nt
Organism: Verruconis gallopava
Lineage: Eukaryota; Fungi; Ascomycota; Dothideomycetes; Venturiales; Sympoventuriaceae
Exons: 3
Coding region: 495-1721 (408 amino acids)
Biological process (GO): division septum assembly
Cellular component (GO): division septum
Source: RefSeq, a predicted model, not a curated record
CCAAGAGCAGUGCACGACCGGGGUGCCGACGAGCAAGAUUCCCGACGCUGACAGACGCUCGCUGCUCCGCUGGCGACCAGCUAUUCCUCCCCGUCUUGGAUGUCUUGCUCGCCUAACCCGUCGAUUGCAUAUCCCCCGCCUGUCUUACUCGCAUUUGCUCCCCUUUUCGGCCGUCACAGGCGUGCCUUGUUGUGCUUGUGCGAUUGCGCCUUCGUCACGGCUGCACGUACUAGUAGCUUGCGCUUCGCAUCUACCAAGCACCGCCUGCCCUCUGACAGAGCCCGGCGUCCACGCCGCAGUCAUAUAUCGCUGUGGCCCAGACCGAUCCUCGGGUUCGCCACGCACAUAGCUUCAAAGUAUCGCUUUGCUAGACAAGCUCCUCCCGCCAAGGCCACCCUGCGACUUGCGCCUUGCUCCUACACAUACCUGCCAAUGUGGACGUCACGGCUGAAUGCCCGCCUGCCCUCAUAGUCCGCCCUCUACCUCUGAGCACCAUGGCGCAGGCAGACAGAUCGCACGUCCCAGCCUUUGUGCGCAUCUGCGGCCCGCCAAACAGUAACUUUUUGGUCGGGUACCCAGGCAUAUCCGCAACCCUGCCCAGAAUAGAAGGCAAGGUCGAGAUAAGACCUGCGUCAGGAUUCUCUGCUCCCGUCAAAGUGUCCCUCGUCACCAUAGCACUUUACCGCCGCGAAACGAUUCAUCCCUCCGCCGACAACAUCAAGAAGCACCUGGCCGCCCCACGCAAAGAGAUCACGGACAUAGUAGGGAAGGAAUUGAUGUUGUAUCGGUGCAGAGCGGGCGUGGAGUUCGAAAGCGUAUUGGCUAUGGACCUUCCUUUCGUCAUACUCAUCCCAUUUGGCCGCGGCGGCGAAGAAGUGGCGCGCAGAGUCCCUCCGGCAAGCUUGCAACUGCCAAGUAGGACGGCAGAAACGUGGUACGAGCUUGUGGUAAGCCUGCAGCAGGGCCACGCAGAACAAAGGAAGUUCUCGAGCCCGGUGCCCAUUUCGAGGUACGACACGCUCAGCACGUUCGGCAUGUACAACCGACCUGAGUCCGCGGAACGAGUAUCCGAUCACCUCGUCACACUGGGAAUAUCGUUGCCACGGUGGUCAUACGGUCCUCUCGACCCCGUAAGCGUAUACAUCAAGCUUAGCCCGAACCCUGACUGGAUGUCCAAGGCCAAAAAGGUCACGAUCAAGAGCAUCAUGAUCAGCAUAGACGAGGAAACAAUCUACAAUCACGAGGGAGACGAACCAACACGUAAAACGAAGACGUUGGCAAAACAAACACAGUCUGUGGGCGUUAAGAUGCCUGAAGCCGGCUAUUUUACAAACUUAGGUCUCGUGUUUCCGGCCAAAGACCUUAGAGACUCGGAUGGCAUAAUCCCGCGAGGGAAGCGCGAAUUUCCAAUGUACGCUACCAGCGGCUUCACCACGACGGGCACGCUGUAUAAGAUCGAGUAUUACCUGACGGUGAAGGCCAUCCUAAGUAACGCUAAAGACAUCACGCUCAAACAACCGAUCGUGGUAUGCCCCUUCGACCACGCCAGCUGUCGAGAGGAGAUGGAAGCCAUAGAACAGGCUGCGAAAGACGCCGUGAAUAUCAGCCCAGACAACCCGAAUCUACCGAAGCCAACGGUGAUACGUGCGCACGAUCCAGCUGGCCUCAGGAUGUUGGGCUUGACCAUGGUCGGCUCCGAGAGAAAGAUCUUGAUUGAGUGAGAAAUAGCACCUGGAACGUACGAGGGACACAUCGCUCUACACACGCACACACACACACACACAAACACACACACACACACAAAGGAAAUGCACAAAUACCUAUGCCUUCUCCAUGGGCCGAAUCGGGCCUCUUAAGUCUGGACCAGGUCAUGGAACUUUGUUGAAGCCGAGAGCCUGUAAUAGCCUCUCAUAAGGCUCAAGCAUAGCCUCACGUAUCCCGACGCGACAUCUCGAAUCGGAUCAACUGAGGUGCGGUUACACCACGCGUGGAAACAGAUUGGCAUAUUCGCUGGAGUCAUUUCAGGGAUCCGGGAUACAUACCGCAUGAUACCACAGCGCGAAUUCAAUGAGAGGGGCCGGGGAAAUACACGGCAUGGAGUUUCUUUCUUUCUUUCUUCUUUUUUUUUUAAAAAAAAAUUUGUUUUUUCUUUUUUAACCUUCUCUGAAGUGGAGCAUCCCUUGUUCUUUUCCUGUUCAAAAAACAAAAUCUCAAGACGAAGUGAGACCAAAUUCUCGGCAUCCGUCGUUCGGAAGACGAGCGGGGGGUGAGGCAUUGGAACAGGGGGCGAGCAUCCUCUGCACGUACUUUUUCUUAAAAGUUGAGAGGGGUUCGUGUUGGUGGGAGAGGAAAGCGGGAAAGUGAGGUUUGCAUAGAAUCUGUCGAAUCAACGAAGCAAUCUGUCUAUGUAUACCCUCUGGAAUAACUAGCGUCAUGAAGUAGCUUUUGC